UCUAGAAAGAGAAUUUGCGAUGAAUAUCUUCACUUUAAUUGCCUUUAUGGUAUUUUUUUCCAUAGGUGCUGAAGAAACAUGCACAAAAAUUACUGAAAAUCUGCACUACUCAUGCAUGGGAAGAAACCUCAGCUAUAUACCACUCAGUAUACCUUCCUCAGUUCAAAAGUUGGAUUUCAGUUUUAAUGUCUUGAAAUACUUACAGAAGACUGUAUUUCCAGUUUUGUCUUUUCUGCACCUCCUUGAUCUAUCAAGAUGCUACAUCAAGGGCAUUGAAAAUGAUGCUUUCUACAAUGUGCAGAAUUUGACUACUUUGAUUCUCACUGGAAAUCCUAUUACACAUAUUGGACCUGGAUGCUUUAAUACUUUAUGUAAUAUACAAAGACUCAUGCUUGUGGAUGUUGGUCUCACUUCCUUACAGCUUCAUAUGAAUAAUCUGACCAAGCUACAGGAACUUAAAGUUGGAACAAAUAACAUUCAAUUUAUGACUCUCCCAUCAUUUAUGAGCACCUUCAAAGACUUCACCUUACUUGAUCUACAUGCCAAUAAUAUAUCUAUCAUAAAAAACUAUCACACCGUUGUGUUGCGAGAGAUGAGCAGAAACAUAACUUUAAUACUCUCUAGGAAUCCUUUAUUACAUAUAGAACCAGGAGCUUUCAAAGGAAUGUAUCUGAGGAAGUUGGACAUACGAUCUUCCUUUGUUUCAGUUGCUGCUCAGAACGUUGGUCUAAAUGCUCUCUAUGGUCUUUAUGUCAAAAGACUCAUAUUUGGAAAAUUCUGGGAUGAUUACAAGAUUUACUUAUCAGAUACUGACUUUCUAGAUGGCCUUUGCUCUAUUUAUUUCCAGGAGGUAUAUUAUUUCAUAAAAGACAAGCCUAACCAGCAAGAUAAUAUCUUUCGCUGUAUGAUUAACGCCACAAAUGUAUCGGUAAAGGGUGUUCUUAUUCCUAAUGGGGCGUCCAUGCCAUUUUAUAAAAUUAAGGAGCUUAACUUGAUUUCCAGUCAUUUAGAUAUUUUGCCAGGUAAACAACUUUCACAUCUCCAUACUUUGGAAAAACUAGUAAUAACGCACAACAAUAAAGUACUUGGUGUUGAAAGGUUAGUAGACAUCCCUAAGCUUCAAUACAUAGAUUUGAGUUCUAACCAAAUUACAUGGUAUUUCGAUUGCUGCCCGUCUCUUCUGAUUGGCACCCCUCAAAUCAGGUACUUGAAUUUGAGUCUAAAUUUGCUCGUUAGUCUUUCUGACAGAGGCUUUGAAGGACUUGAUUACCUUGAGAUUCUGGAUUUCCAUCAUACAAGGGUUGUAGGUAUAGGGUUUAAUUCGUAUUUAUCUAACUUAAAGUAUUUGAGGUAUCUGGAUGUCUCCUAUUCAAGUAUCACAUUUGGUAACAUAUAUUGCUUUUAUGGGCUGAGCAGUCUUAAUGUUCUUAAGAUAGCUGGCAAUAAUUUUCAGAGAGAUGUGUCAAGAUAUAUAUUUAAUAAUCUCACAAGUUUAGAGCACCUUGACAUGUCAUACUGUCGUAUUGUAGAAUUACACCCCAGCUCUUUCAAAGAUCUUCAGAGGCUUCAACUUUUGAAUCUCAGUGGAAACAAAUUAAUGAUUCUAGAUUUUCUAGCCUACUCAAACCUGAAUAAAUUAACAUCAGUUUAUGUAGCUAAAAACAGCAUUACUAGCAUCCCACUUAAUGUUCUUCAAAAGUUGCCCACUAACCUUUCGGUGUUUGAUUUGUCCUCUAACCCUAUUGAUUGCUCCUGCUCCCAAACAGAUUUAAUUUUGUGGAUUAUUGAAAACCAGAAAGUUUUGAAGGAACCAAAUGACAUUAUCUGUACAAUGUUGUCAGCAAACUCAGAUUUUAGAGCAACUGACUUUGACGUUGACAGAUGUGUGAACAAAAAAAGGAUUACAAUUAUUAUAUUGAUAUGUUUUCUUACAGUAAUAGUUAUUUUAUCAAUCAUUGUUUAUAGGUUCCAGUUUUAUCUUCAGUAUUGCUGUAUACUUUUGAGAGGUUAUAGGUCUGCCAGACAACAAGAAUGUUCCUAUGAUGCAUUUGUGAUUUUCUCAAGUUAUGAUGAAGUCUGGGUCAUGAAUGAAUUAGUGGAAAAUCUGGAGAACGGGUUUCCACCUAUUCAGCUUUGCCUUCACAUGCGUGACUUUCAAGCAGGGAAGUCCAUCACCUCCAACAUUAUUGAUGAAGGAAUAAUGGGUAGCCGUAAGGUCAUUGUGGUUGUGUCUCAACACUUCAUUGAAAGUGCCUGGUGUCGCUUUGAGUUUGAAUUGGCUCAGUCCUGGUUUGUGAUGGAACGCAAUGCCAACAUCAUCAUCAUUAUUCUGGAAGAUGUGGAAGAGAAGAAGAUGAAGAAAAUGAUUGGUCUUCAUAAGCAUCUGAAAACUAACACAUACCUGAAGUGGAGCAGGGACACUUUAAGUAGUGAGAUUCUGGAUUCGGCUGCGAAAAGCUAUUAUUGCCGGAAAACAAAAAUAUUGCAUUUAAACUUUUAG
Messenger RNA from Xyrauchen texanus (razorback sucker), 2500 nucleotides. It is a transcript of the gene tlr4al, whose product is annotated as toll-like receptor 4a, like. Gene Ontology annotation, molecular function: protein binding; transmembrane signaling receptor activity; lipopolysaccharide binding. Gene Ontology annotation, biological process: inflammatory response; toll-like receptor signaling pathway; defense response to Gram-negative bacterium. Gene Ontology annotation, cellular component: membrane. NCBI's taxonomy places the organism in Eukaryota, Metazoa, Chordata, Actinopteri, Cypriniformes, Catostomidae. The record is from RefSeq and is a predicted model, not a curated record.